This is a messenger RNA of Micropterus salmoides (largemouth bass), 2025 nucleotides long. It is a transcript of the gene faim2b, whose product is annotated as Fas apoptotic inhibitory molecule 2b. The record is from RefSeq and is a predicted model, not a curated record. Gene Ontology annotation, biological process: negative regulation of apoptotic signaling pathway. Gene Ontology annotation, cellular component: Golgi apparatus; membrane; endoplasmic reticulum. The coding region runs from base 191 to 955 and encodes 254 amino acids. Lineage: Eukaryota; Metazoa; Chordata; Actinopteri; Centrarchiformes; Centrarchidae. The transcript has 12 exons.
CAGGGUUUAGAGAGAGAUUAACCACAUAUAAAGCUUCAGUAUAAUCCGCAAAUUCAGAGCAACAACUACUCUAAGAACAACAUUUUUGCUCGCAACUCGCAGUGUUUUGGACCUUGCAAAGCCUGUUACACUUGGAUUUACUUCAGGGUAGUCAUCAUCAGUAACACAAAGGUACAAAAAGGGAACAAUCAUGAAAAAGGGAAAGGUGAGUGAUGACAAUGAGCCACCCAGUUAUCAGGAGGCGACUGCAGGCUAUGGGGAGAUGGAGGCCCAGUUCGCCUGGGAUGACAAGACCAUCAGGCGGACCUUCGUCCGGAAGGUGUACGCCAUUCUCAUGGUUCAGCUGCUUGUCACAGUGGGAAUUGUUGCUCUCUUCUCAUUUUGCGCACCUGUGAGGUUUUAUAUUCAGACUCAUCCUGGCUUGUACACGGCAUCUUACCUCAUGUUCUUUGCCACUUACAUUGCGCUGUCCUGCUGUGGAGACCUGCGGAGGCAGUUUCCUUGGAAUAUCAUAUUGUUAGUUCUCUUUACUUUGAGCAUGGCCUUCAUGAUGGGAUUUGUGUCAAGCUUUUAUAACACCAAAUCAGUGAUGCUGUGUCUGGGAAUCACGGCUCUGGUGUGUCUUUCUGUCACCAUCUUCAGCUUCCAGAGCAAGAUUGAUGUCACAUCCUGUCAGGGCGUCCUGUUUUCUUUGUGUGUGGUCAUGCUUCUCUGUGCCAUCACCAUCUCCAUUGUUGUCCCUUUCGGAUAUGUUCCCUGGUUACAUGCCACUUAUGCUGUGGUAGGAGCCAUUCUCUUCACUAUGUUCCUGGCAUUUGACACUCAGUUGCUGUUAGGGAACAAGCGCUACUCCAUAAGUCCAGAGGAAUAUAUUUUUGCCACCCUCAGCCUCUACCUGGACAUCAUCUACCUGUUCAGCUUCCUACUACAAAUCAUGGGAGGAGGCCGCGAGUAAAGCAUCUCCUCCACUUUUCCCUGCAUGCUCUAUAGCUGUCUCUCAGCUGAACUAUUUGAAUUCUCAACAAACUCAACAACCCACUUGGAUUAAUUACCCACAUGAACCAGAUGACAUCAGGGCUAUGCGGGUUUUGAAUUAAUCACUGUUAUAGUUUUUUUUUCCAUUUUUAUUUUUUUAUACAUGAAUCAAAACUUGUUCUCUGCUUUUGGUUAUGUAACCUUGUCUAUACAAUCCCGCCUGAUACCUUACCGUAGAUGUUCACUGUACUCUGGCCAUUCUGGUUGAUCUGUUUUUGUAUCCCUCUAGUGUCUAAAUCGGCUCAUAAGUGGAUAAAACACCAAAACCACAGUUGAAUAUAUUCAGGUUUUCCUUGCUGCAUUAAUGUGCACAAUGUUCAUGCAUUUAGAACUUAAAGCAGUUCAGCAUAUUUGAUUAAGCUGAUCUACUUGCAUGAUUCUUGCAGUUCUUGGUUCGUACCCACAUGGCUGAAUCCACAGAUGGUUUUUUGGAUCAAAUUGUCAGUUAAAUAAAUGUAAUGUAAUCCAUCAAUGAUGCAAAAACAGGGAACAUUCAGGAAAUCUUUUCCAGUUCAGCAGGGUUUAGUAUGCUUUAAUAACCAUGUACAAUAUAUAGUGUUUGUUUUAUACUUGUUUUUAAUGCAUACCAUCAUAGAUGACAAGUUUAAUGUUUUACUGUAUGAGUGUGAGAUACUUUCAUAGUAACAGGUCAGUUUGAGCAUGGAUGUUUUCUGGGGAAAUACUCUAUGAGGGAAAGAUGAAUAAGGGGAUUUCAGCUAACAUCAAGACUUUUGAAGCUAAGAUACAACCAACCACAAAGGGAAAAUGUGUUUGUAGCAGCAUACAUACUUUAACAACUUACUUUAGUUAUUAGAGAUCAGUUGCAAUUUAUAUUCUAACUUUAAUGUGGCCUUUGGGAUCUGAUAGAAAAUUAUUAUUAUUAGAAAUGUUUAACUGUAUAGCAAAUAAAACAUGUUAAUAUAUAUUUUUUCUAAAGACAAUGAGCAGUGUCCAUUUGACUGUGACAUUAUUAAAAUAAAACUGACAUGU